Messenger RNA from Umbelopsis ramanniana AG, 1872 nucleotides. RefSeq lists its product as uncharacterized. The coding region runs from base 288 to 1595 and encodes 435 amino acids. NCBI's taxonomy places the organism in Eukaryota, Fungi, Mucoromycota, Umbelopsidomycetes, Umbelopsidales, Umbelopsidaceae. The record is from RefSeq and is a predicted model, not a curated record. Gene Ontology annotation, molecular function: DNA binding. The transcript has 4 exons.
CAUGAAAAGCUUAUCAUGUUAGUUUAACCGGCGUUCAACACAUACAGCUAUGUCUGCUCUGCUCACUGACUGCAAGCAAACUCCGAGGGAGAAGAGACCGUUUCCCCACACUAAGCCUAGCGAAAAAAGGGCGGCUUUAGAGGUUUUUUUCGGUUCCUCUUGGUUUGGUAUCUUUUUCCUCCUCUCUCUCUCUCUUCCCACUCUUCCUGUUCUUGCUUUAUUCACUUUCUUUAUCUUUAUAUCCCUUUGGUGCACAACAACAAAGAAACAACAACAAAAUACUCGUCAUGUCGGUUGUAGAAACGUUUCAUGGAUACAUCGCAAAUACAACAGAUUCGCUGUUAUUGUACGAAGCCUGCCGACGAGGUUUGCUUCCUAGAGUUAGUCGUCGGCUGCAAGAGAAAGAGCGAAACUGUCUGGUGAGAUCUGGAUCGGUGUUUGUGUUUGAUGAGAAAGAAUCGGGAAUUAAACGGUGGACAGAUGGCCUUGUUUGGAGCCCAUCUCGUAUCUUGGGCAAUUUUUUGGUAUACCGCGAGCUUGAUCGCAGAGCCUCACAAGGAGGCAAACGGAUUAUUGACCCAAAAGAACAAGAAAGAGAUGAAUCAAAGAACGACUCUGAUGAAGCGGAGAAAGUGCGUGAAAGGGCACUGGUUGGUUCCCUUACAAACUCAUACAAAUUCAAAAAGAAUGGCCUGAUCAAAAAGUCUAUGUCCAUUGUGGUCGACGGCGUUCACCAAAAUUUGAUCAGCUAUUAUGACAUUGAAGAUGUCAUGGCUGGUCGCUUGAGAACACCCUCCAAUGUGCCCGAGUUAGCUAUCUUAGAAAUUUCUCCCGAUUUCUUACACAAGCAGAAUUUCCGUAUUCCUUUACUGAUUGAGCCCGGUGGUGAAGUUACUGGCGAACAACAACAAGAUUUGCCUUCCCCACCGCCCUCUUCAUCGUCUUCAACCUCGUCAGCAGAACGUCGACCGUCUACGCGAGACUCUGGUCUUCCAUCCUCUCUCAACGUCGAAAAUGAACAGGCGCAAUUUAUGACGCCGCAGCAGCACCGACAUUCAAUGCCAUAUUAUUCACAACACAUACCACAUGACUAUCAAGAUAUCACAGGUCAAAAGCGAAAAUCAACAUCUCCGCACAUGUCGGACUCUAUUGCGGACAAUUCACCGGCACUUUCCAACAACGACACUGCUCAGCUCGCUCCAAUACAGCCAUCGUUUCGCCCUCCGUUUGGGCAAUCCAUGGAUAACAACUUGGACUCUGUCGCCAAUCUUCCAUUAUCAUCUGCCAACACCACGCACCCUUCCAUGAUUCCCACCACUAGUAUGAACCCUCCGAAUAACUUUUCUUAUGCCUACAUGCAUGUUCCAGACCGCCGAAUAGAUGAAACCCCCCUGAUGCCACCUAUCGGACGAUCUAGUGGUGGAGGUGGAAUGAGAAAUAGCUCACCACAAGAACUGUUCUCGUCACAAUCAUUUCAUAACAUCAAUCAAUCCACCAUGCAAGUUAGAAACGACGCCUACGUGACCACCAAUUCAUUUAUGAGCAAGCCCGCUCUUGUUGCCGGCAACUGGAGCGAGUAUGACCUUCAGAUGUGAAGGAAGUGAAUCCAUUACUGUGUUUGGCGACUCUUUCCUUUAAAGAUUGGGCGAAAACAUGCCACCAACGUCUCACCGACGCAACCAACCACCGCUUGUCCGCCUCCCUGUGCUUUUCCUCAUUUUCCUCUAUCUCUUGUUUUUUUUUUUAUUUGUCUUUUUGUCCAUAAACAGUUUUUGUGUCGUCUCAAAAUACUCUGGCUUUUUGGAUUCCUCACCAUCCACGAAGCAGAGCAUAUUUUCUUCUUGAUCUGACAAAAAAAUGCUUCCUGUCGAA